This is a messenger RNA of Propithecus coquereli (Coquerel's sifaka), 1201 nucleotides long. RefSeq names its product complement component 9 (gene C9). The transcript has 9 exons. Gene Ontology annotation, cellular component: membrane attack complex. Gene Ontology annotation, biological process: immune response. The record is from RefSeq and is a predicted model, not a curated record. NCBI's taxonomy places the organism in Eukaryota, Metazoa, Chordata, Mammalia, Primates, Indriidae. Gene Ontology annotation, molecular function: protein binding. The coding region runs from base 110 to 1201 and encodes 363 amino acids.
CUGAGCACAGACAAACAAUAACUGUUCCCUGUCCUCUGGCCCUUUGCAAAUAAAUGCCUUACAGGACUUGCCAGGCCACCUCACUUGGAGCUGCCCAGCAAGGAACAGCAUGUCAGCCGGCUGGGGCUUUGCCUUUGCAAUCUGCAUUUUAGAAAUAAGUGUCCUCACUGCAGAUCUUACUCCCAGUUAUGGCCAAGAGCCAAUAGAAAGGAGUGGCCCUCCAGCACCCAUAGACUGCAAAAUGAGCCCCUGGAGUGAAUGGUCGCAAUGUGAUCCCUGCCUCGAACAAAUGUUUCGCUCAAGGACCAUUGAGGCAUUUGGACAAUUUAAUGGGAAAAGCUGCAUUGACUCUGUGGGAGACAGACGACAGUGUGUGCCCACCGAGCCCUGUGACGACAUUGAGGACGACUGUGGAAAUGACUUUAAAUGCGGUACAGGCAGAUGCAUAAAGAGGCGACUUCUGUGUAACGGGGACAAUGACUGUGGAGACUUUUCAGAUGAGGAUGAUUGUGAUAGUGAUCCCCGUCCCCCCUGCCGCGACAGAGUGGUGGAAGAGUCUGAGCUGGCGCGGACAGCAGGCUAUGGAAUCAACAUUUUAGGGAUGGAUCCCCUAAGCACACCUUUCGACAAUGAGUUCUACAAUGGACUCUGUAACCGGGAUCGGGAUGGAAACACUUUAACCUACUACAGAAGACCCUGGAACGUGGCUUCUCUGGCCUAUGAAACCAAAGCUGAUAAAAAUUUCAGAACCGAAUAUUUUGACGAACAGAUUCAAGCAUUUAAAAGUAUCAUCCAAGAGAGGAUAUCAAAUUUUAAUGCAAAUUUAGCUGUAAAAUUCACACCCACUGAAGUAAGUGUGGAACUAACAGAUAUAAAGAGAUGCCUUGGAUAUCAUCUGGAUUUCUCUCUGGGUAUGUCUGGAGUCUCUGCUGCAGCUCAAGUUAACAAAAAUGAUUGUUUAAAGAGGGGUGAAGGUAAAACUGUAAACAUCACCCGUGAUAACCUCAUAGAUGAUGUCAUCUCACUCAUAAGAGGUGGAACCAGAAAAUAUGCAUAUGAACUGAAGGAAAAGCUUCACAGAAAAGCCACAAUUGAUGUGUCUGAGUUUGUCAAUUGGGCCUCUUCCGUAAACGAUGCUCCGGUGCUCAUUAGUCAAAAAGUCAAAUAUACCUACAACGUCUCCCUUCUUCAGUUUGAUUAA